GCGGAUCAGUGAAGUGUCUUCUUCCUCUCAAGUUGGAUUACCCAAAUGGAAACCUACACCGGAGCAUUUCUUUCUUGCGCAUCAUUGCCCGGAAUUCCCAUUUCCGGCCAUUUCCGGCCGGCGCUCCAUGCUAAGCCUUCCUCCAAACGCUCGCUUUCUUCGUCUUCUAACGUUUUCGCUCUCCUUAGCUCUGCAAGGAAUUUCAUCCCUCCUAUAUGUCGCAACAAAUCCUCUGCCCGCCCUUGCUCUACCGUGUUUUCCCGAAUGGCGGCAGUUGGCUCUAAUAUGAGUGAGGAUACAGAUGAUAUGUUUGAUGAUUUGAUUGAGAAAUAUGGGAAGGUGGUUUAUAGAAGAAAUGACAACAAAUCAGCUAGUGAGGAGGUUGAUGAUGAUGCUGAAAGCCUAUCAUUUGCUGUAGCAGCGGCUAAAGUUGCAAAUGAGGUGAAGGCUGCUGACAUAAAAGUUCUUUUUGUGAAGCCCUUAGUUUAUUGGACUCGAUUUUUCAUCAUUGCCACUGCAUUUUCCCGCCCACAAAUUGAUGCCAUUGGGACCAGGAUAAGAGAUAUGGCCGAGGAACAGUAUGGAAGAGCUGCAUCUGGAGAUACAAAGCCAAAUUCAUGGACGUUGCUGGACUUUGGUGAUGUAGUGGUACAUAUAUUUCUGCCUGAACAACGCGAGUUCUAUAACCUGGAAGAGUUCUAUGCGAAUGCAACACCUGUUGAUCUGCCUUUUGAAAAUCAACAGUUUCGACAUUCAAAAGGUUUCUGAAACUUGACAAUUUGAGCCUCUGAUCUAGCGAAGGGACUAAAAGGCCGGGUUGGCAAAUCAACAGGCAGGAUAUGGUUGAGAAUUGGCAAGAUAUCGUUGGUUAUAACUCCAUUAUAUAUGCCAUUACCUGCUAUGCUAGUGUCAACAGGAGGGAGGGGUUCACAAAUUUUGAUGAUAUGUGUGCUCCCUUUACUGCUAUUGAUUAAAAAGGCAAAAGAUGUAAUCAACAUGGCAUAAAAAAUGACAGGUACUCUUGUAGCCUUCCUUGUAUUUGCUAUAAAAUGAAAACAUUGCAUUACUUGAUGAGAUAGGAUUUUCAGUUCUCAUUUAACUUAGAAACUAGUGGUAUGUACUUCUCAUUUCUGAGUGGAAGGGACAUUAUUAAUGUUAACAGUUUAUGGUAAUUCAAUUCACUUGAUUGAACAUGAAA
Messenger RNA from Ipomoea triloba (trilobed morning glory), 1198 nucleotides. Its product is annotated as protein Iojap, chloroplastic. The record is from RefSeq and is a predicted model, not a curated record. Gene Ontology annotation, molecular function: ribosomal large subunit binding. NCBI's taxonomy places the organism in Eukaryota, Viridiplantae, Streptophyta, Magnoliopsida, Solanales, Convolvulaceae. Bases 46 to 768 code for a protein of 240 amino acids. Gene Ontology annotation, biological process: negative regulation of ribosome biogenesis; negative regulation of translation. The transcript is spliced from 5 exons.